Molecule: messenger RNA, 1770 nt
Organism: Salvelinus namaycush (lake trout)
Lineage: Eukaryota; Metazoa; Chordata; Actinopteri; Salmoniformes; Salmonidae
Product: sodium/calcium exchanger 3-like
Exons: 1
Coding region: 163-1770 (535 amino acids)
Biological process (GO): calcium ion import across plasma membrane; cell communication; sodium ion transmembrane transport
Cellular component (GO): axon; postsynapse; sarcolemma
Molecular function (GO): calcium:sodium antiporter activity
Source: RefSeq, a predicted model, not a curated record
UUGGGCCUGCUCUCUGUGGCCGCUGCCUUCCUGUGCGCAGAGGGCGAUCGCACCACCCCCAGCCCCGCCACCACAGACUCCCACAAUGCCACCUGCUCCGAGGGCUCGUCCAGGUGCAAGCCAGGAAUUGUCCUUCCCAUCUGGUACCCCGAGGACCCCUCCAUGGGGGAUAAGAUGGCCCGAGUCAUCGUCUACUUCGUAGCUAUGAUCUACAUGUUCCUGGGAGUGUCCAUCAUAGCAGACCGCUUCAUGGCGGCCAUCGAGGUCAUCACCUCCCAGGAGAAGGAGAUCAUUAUCAAGAGAGCUAACGGAGAGACCACCACCGCUACCAUCAGAGUCUGGAACGAGACGGUCUCCAACCUGACCCUUAUGGCCCUGGGUUCUAGUACCCCUGAGAUCCUGCUGUCUGUCAUCGAAGUCUGCGGACACGACUUCGUAGCUGGCGAGCUGGGGCCAUCUACGAUCGUCGGCAGCGCUGCCUUCAACAUGUUCGUGAUCAUCGGCCUGUGUGUGUCUGUGAUCCCCGAGGGAGAGACGAGGAAGGUGAAACAUCUCAGAGUGUUCUUUGUGACGGCGGCGUGGAGUAUCUUCGCCUACAUCUGGCUCUAUAUGAUCUUGGCGGUGUUCAGUCCCAACGUGGUCCAGAUAUGGGAGGGGCUGCUAACCCUGGCCUUCUUCCCCAUCUGUGUCAUCCUGGCCUGGCUAGCCGACCGACGACUCCUCUUCUACAAGUUCAUGCACAAGAAGUACCGCGCCGACAACCACCGCGGCGUCAUCAUCGAGACCGAGCACGAGCGCUCCAAGGGCAUCGAGAUGAUGGACGGUGGCGGCAAGAUGGUCAACUCACACUUCGCCCACGAUGGAGGCGCCGCCCAUAACCUCAUCAGCCUGAUCGAGGGGAAAGAAGUGGACGAGUCUCGGCGGGAUAUGAUCCGGAUCCUGAAGGACCUGAAGCAGAAACACCCAGAGAAGGAGAUGGACCAGCUGGUAGAGAUGGCUAACUACUACGCCUUGUCCCACCAGCAGAAGAGCCGAGCCUUCUACCGCAUCCAGGCCACGCGCAUGAUGACGGGCGCCGGGAACAUCCUGAAGAAGCACGUGGCGGAGCAGACCAAGAGGAGCGCCAGCGUACAGGAAGUGUGUGUGGUAGGGGAGGAAGUCGAGGAGUACGUGUCACGGAUCGCCUUCGAACCCGCCGUGUACCAGUGUCUGGAGAACUGCGGCGCCGCCCUGCUGGCCAUCUCCAGGAAGGGCGGCGAUAUGGCGAAGACCAUUUACGUUGAUUACAAGACGGAGGAUGGCUCAGCCAACGCAGGCGCCGACUACGAGUUCACCGAGGGUACGGUGGUGUUCAAGCCCGGCGAGUUCAUCAGGGAGAUCAGCAUCGGCAUCAUCGACGACGACAUCUUCGAGGAGGACGAGCACUUCUUCGUGCGUCUCAGCAACGUGCGCGUCUUGGAGUCUGAUGAGGACGAGACACUACUGUCUCCGAACUCUCUCCCGUACCCCAAAGCCCUGCUAGGGUUCCCUGCCGUCGCCACAGUUACCAUCCUGGACGACGACCAUGCCGGGAUAUUCACCUUCGAGACCGACACGUGUCACGUGAGUGAGAGCGUGGGCGUAAUGGAGGUGAAGGUGCUGAGGACUUCGGGGGCGAGGGGAACGGUCAUCGUGCCAUAUCGUACCAUGGAGGGGAUCGCCAAGGGAGGAGGGGAGGACUUUGAGGACACCUACGGAGAACUGGAGUUCAGGAACGACGAGACCUGGUAA